CUUCUUCGCCGUCCGAGCAUGGCCUAACACUCCCGCCCAGGCUCACGUUAGCAACUCCCCGGCGAUUUUCUCCUGUCUUCACCAUUUUCAACCCCAUUCAUGUUGUAACGCUCUCCUAUCCACCGCCGUCUAAUCCGCCGCAUGGAGUCCCUCUUCGACUCCAUCAACGUCCGAGACCUUCUAUCCACCCAAGACCUCUCUGACCAUAACUCCCCUCUCUCCGCGCCUGAUCUGCGCCUCCUCAUCCAGCGUCUAGAGUCCCAUUCUUUGCACAUCAAAUCGAAAGUUCAGUCCUAUCUCGUCUCUCACCACGAGGACUUUGCCAAUCUCUUUUCACUCUGCAACGAUGCCGUUUCGCAGUCCCAUCAGAUUUCAGGUGGCGUCGCCGACAUCAUGCGGUUACUUUCCAACUCUCCGGCUGACGCGGGGGUACGCGAGGUGUUGGAGGAGAUGAGGAGCAAGAGGGAGGAGUUGAACGUAAAACGGGAGCUGCUGGGAUUGCUGAAAACCAUUGUCGAAGUGAACGGGAUGUUGCAGGGUGUGAGGGAUGGAUUGACGAAUGGAAGGCUAAAAUUUGCUGCUGAGGGGUUAAGAGACUUGAAAAUGGGUUUGAGGAUUGCUGACGAUGAUAAUCAUGGGGUUGAUGAGGAGCCAUUGGUAUAUGAGUUAUUGAGGAAGGAGUGGUCUCAGUGCUUUGAAGAGAUUCAAGAGGUCCUAUUAAAAUUUAUGGAAAAGGCUGUACAAUUUGAUGGGCAAUCUAAUCGAGUUGAAGUCAAAUAUCAUUUGGAAGUAGAUAGUAUUAAUGGGAUUGAGCUCCAAACAAUGAUGGAGGCAAUGGAAGUGGUUGGCAUUUUAGAGUAUGGGCUCACUAAAGUUGCUGAUUUGAUGAUCAAGUAUAUCAUUACUCCAUUCAUAAAUUCUGGACAGCCUGUUUCAUUUCUGGAGGAACUGAAUGAAGACUCAGCAGUAUUGAAGACAGUCUCAUCUCCAGAUGCAAAAGUUGAAAAUUCGGAUGGAGAUUUUCUCUAUUCAGGGAUUCUAUUGGUUAUUAAAUUUAUUUACAGAAGUAUUUGCUUCCAAAAUGCUUCUUGGAUACAGUGUUUUGGACGGUUGACAUGGCCCAGGAUAUCAGAACUGAUAAUAUCUAGCUUUCUUUCAAAGGUUGUCCCCACAGAUGCAUCUAAACUUCCCGACUUUCAGAAGAUAACCAAACGCACAGUAGAUUUUGAGAUGGCUUUAAAAGAAAUCAUGUUUAUUUCAGCAUCUGAUGACAAGGAUAACAGGCUGAGCAAUUUUUCUGAAAAUGUCGAGGUUCACUUUGCAUCUAAGAAAAAGAUUGAGAUCUUGGCAAAGGCUAGAAAUCUACUGCUAGGUUGUGACUUUGCCAUUCCUAGAGAGUAUACAAAGGAUGGUCCUAUAUGGAAGAACCAUGGAACUUCUGUACAUUCAUCCAGCCAUGUGGUGGAUUUAUUAUUCUUAUCGGAAAGGUGUUUAGUGUCCAAAGCAGCUAAACAAUUAAUGGAGCUAGUUCAUCAGACGCUGCAGGAUGUUUGCCUGUCAUCUACAAGAGUUGCUUUGGAAUUUUAUCAUGCAGCUAGAGAUGCCAUACUUCUUUAUGAAGUUGUUGUCCCUGUCAAGCUAGAAAGGCAGCUUGAUAGCAUCAACCAAGUAGCUGUACUGAUGCACAAUGACUGUCUUUAUUUCUCCCAAGAGAUACUUGGACUUGCAUUUGAGUAUCGUGCAGACUUCCCAGAUUCCAUUAAGGAGCAUGCUAUGUUUGUUGAUCUAGCUCCAAGAUUUCAGCUUAUGGCAGAAGAAAUACUGCAAAGACAAAUACAUCUGGUUAUCUUUAACUUGAAGGAGGCUAUAGAUGGUGCUGAUGGAUUCCAGAAUACUCAUCAGAUGCCACAAUUUGAAUCAGCAAAAUUUGGCAUAGAUCAAGUUGUCUUCAUUCUGGAGAAAGUACGCAUCAUAUGGGAGCCACUUUUGAUGCCUUCAACUUACAGGAAAAGCAUGUGUACUGUUUUAGAGUCAGUUUUCUUACGAAUUACAAGAGACAUACUUUUCUUAGAUGACAUAGCAGCAGAUGAGACAUUACAGCUACAAAGACUUAUUCAUAUGAUGCUGGAAAAUCUGUCAUCUUUGUUUGAGUCCCUGCUUUCUGUGGAUCAGAAGUCACAUGAUUUCUCUUUGGAAUCUUUUGAUGAUCUCAUCCCAUCAUUACGUAAAAUUCGCAAACUGUCAGAAUUAUUAGACAUGCCUCUAAAAUCCAUCACUGCUGCUUGGGAGAGUAAAGAGUUGCUCUGUUGUGGCUUUACAAUAACUGAGGUGGAAUAUUUUAUCAAAGCCAUAUUUACAGACUCAUCUCUGAGAAAAGAUUGUUUAUGGAGGAUAGAAAAUGCUAACUUUUAAGAUUCACAUACUUUUAGUACAGAUCUCACAAGAACAUAAAAAUUUUCAUUAAGCAAGAUGGUAGAAAAUUGAAGUGAUGAUCCCUCAAUGGCAAAUCAUGUUGAUUCCAUGCUCUCACUUGAAACAUCAUCGCCAGAAAAGAGCAAAGUGCGGCUUCGGCUGCAUGUGUAGAGAUGGUAAAUUUCUUGAAGAGAAGGCUUCCCCAAGAAAAUUUGUUGCUGCAAAUCCUUGCCAAUAAACUAUUUCUUCUCUUCUAUUUUUUCUUUUUGCCUCUGUAGAUCAAUGUGUAGCGGUCAUAUGCAUCAUAAAUUCUGUAGGAAGAAAGCAGAUGAUGCGAAGCUGCACUAAAAUUCUGUGCUGACAAAGUUUGUAUCUUUUUAAGGUCUCUGUAUUUUCAGGGUAAAAAAUGUUAAAGAUUCAGGGUGAUGUAAGUUAGGCGUUUUCCUAAUAAAUUUACUUGUAUUUUGCGUUAAAUAGUCGUUGAACUUGAUUAACUUCUGGUGGAUAUAAAACUGUGAUUAGAACUUCGUAAA
Messenger RNA from Prosopis cineraria, 2945 nucleotides. Its product is annotated as centromere/kinetochore protein zw10 homolog. Gene Ontology annotation, cellular component: nucleus; chromosome, centromeric region; RZZ complex. Bases 142 to 2412 code for a protein of 756 amino acids. The transcript is spliced from 14 exons. NCBI's taxonomy places the organism in Eukaryota, Viridiplantae, Streptophyta, Magnoliopsida, Fabales, Fabaceae. Gene Ontology annotation, biological process: mitotic spindle assembly checkpoint signaling; endoplasmic reticulum to Golgi vesicle-mediated transport; mitotic cell cycle. The record is from RefSeq and is a predicted model, not a curated record.